Messenger RNA from Porites evermanni, 3913 nucleotides. The record is from the annotation of a GenBank genome assembly. NCBI's taxonomy places the organism in Eukaryota, Metazoa, Cnidaria, Anthozoa, Scleractinia, Poritidae.
AUGGUUUCUGGGAUAAAAGGCAAAGGCAAGUGGUCAGCACAAUGUUCCUCGACAGAUUUUCCCUUUGUUCAGGUGUCACUGAGCUCCCCAGUUCUUCUUUCAUAUGGAAAACACCUCCAAGCUGUAGGAGGACUCCAGUUUAAGAUUUGUUCUGGCAAGUGUCAAAAUUCUUUUGCUAGUUUUCAGAUCACUUAACAACCAUUUCCCCUAGCUAUCUGGCGGACAGACUGAGUUAUCAAUCGCAUUCUGGGGUCUUGCGGUCAGCAUCUAAGCAGCUGUUAGACCAACCUCAAUCAAUCACGAAAACUUAUGGGGACAAGGCUUUUUCAGUGUGUGCCCCUAAACUGUGGAAUUCACUACCAUUAGAUUUUUGUAAGUCACCAUCUUUAACUGGUUUUAAGAAAGACUUGAAAACAUAUCUUUUUAGGCAAUUUUUAGAGAGUAGGUCAUUGUAUUUGUAAACUUUAUGAUUUUAAGACAUGUAAUAUAAUGAUUGUAAAUAGAUUUCAUGCUUGUGAUAUAUAAAUUAUUUCAUUUUCCACUUUUUUACAUUGUAAAGCGCCAUGAGCUCAGGAUAUGACCACUAAAUAAAUAAGUUAUUUAAUUAUUAUUAUUUACACUGACAGAGUGAUCAAACAAAUAAUCCCAAAAAAGAAUUCAAUGAAACGUUUUGAAAAUGGCAAUCUCAUCAGGGAUUAGGUUGAAAGGAUUUAUAAGCACCAAAAUAUUGUGUAAUGCCCGAUAUGCCAUGCUGCGCAAGAACUUUUUUGCCUUAAAGGGUGAGGCAAAGUCAGGCCAGCAACACUAAGCUUUAAACUGUCUUGUCUCCCUUUUGAAGACUGCAUGUCAUACAAUCCAAACAUGCGAUCGCUCAUGGUUGUCACAUUAACUUAAAUUUAUGUGGGCAUAAAUUGGCCUUCAAAAGAAUAUCAUAAGAGUAAUCUUCAACAGUAUCCCUUAGUCCAGUCUUUCCCUGACAGUGCUCUUCAAGUUUUUGCCUUAACUGCCAUUAAUUUACACUUGAGUGAAACUGAGUGAUUAAAUUUUGCUAAGAACCUUAGAAUGCCUCACUAUCAGAUACUUCUAAAGUCUUAACCACAAGCUACAAAGUAGCAUGUUUUUGAGAAACAGAGGAAGACCAAGUGCCAACUUUUUAUCCCCACCUUUAAAUAUAGUGGUGUAUCUGGAAUUGUCAAAACCUUGUAAACAUCUUCUUUCUCUCCACCACAAAGUAAUGGAAAUUCAACUAAAGGCUUAUACAUGACUUUAAAUUAGACAUUACUUUUACUUUCAACAAAAUAUGAUGGCUCUCCACCAAACUAUGUGAGAGUGUUUAAGCAACUCGCUUGCUAAGUGACGAGGUUUCUAAGAAUCUACUUCUUACAUCUUGGUCUUUAUUUGUCUUUAUCUUUGUUAGGGGUUUCUUCGACGGGGACAGUUCUUCUAGCAAGAGGACUCCAAGACUCUGACAAAGCUUUGAUACUUUUCUUCCUUUUAAUUACUGACGGCAACACAAACUUCUUCAGCUCAGCUUCUUGCAACAGCUAAUCACUCCCUACUAACCAUCCAGCUAUACAACUUAUAUAAGCAUAACGCAGGUAUGUUUAGGCUUGCUGAUCAUGAGAGUUACGAACGCUAUUCCGAAUGACUAUAACGAAUUUCCCGUUAUUAACAAAAGUGAAAUAAACAAUCCUACAAGAAAACUAAUGCAAUCUUGACAGCUAAAUCCACAAGGCUAUACUUCAAACCAAAACAGGAACUCUGAUGUAGGUAAUAAUGAAGGUCAGCAAUGGUCCUAAAACGUACCCACUUAAAAACUGACAAUCAAACUUAAUUAAACCCCAAGCUUUAUGACACUUCUGUUGACAAACCCAUUAAAAAAGGUAAUAACACUCAAAAACCUGUUAAUGCAUAUACUGGUUAACCUUGAUUUUCAAACCCAAACAUAACAAAACGUAAAUCACGAGAAGAACAAAGAACAAACAGAACUGUCAUCAAAAAUCCUUAUGAUAAUGUCAAAAACAACCAUAAAACUACUUCAUAACAUGCCUCCCCUCUCAGAAAAAGCAUCAUCCUCGAUGCUCAGGAGAACUCAAAAUUGAGUAUUGUCUCAAAAAUCGCCAAACAUUUAUAAACUUGUGUUAUGAAAAAUAAAGUCGACCAUAAUUAACAAACGGGCGACCUUCAGGCUCAGGAAAUAAUCCACAAAUCGCCAUUAGCUAAUACCAUUAGCCAAUACCAUUAGCCCAGCGAGGUUUUAACUGAGAUCUUUGGCUGCAUCUUGAGCCGAAGCACAAUGUGUCACUAAAUAGUCAUAAGCACUCUGAGAGAACUCAGUGCCACAACCACAUUUAAACAUCACUUUAAGUUCUUCUGCAUGUUUUUUGAAACAAUCAAUGCAAAUCAGGUGGUCACAUGGCAGCACAGCCCAAUCAAAGAUUACAGAUGCCUUGGUCUUAAAGCACUUUAUAUAAAUCCAUUUGGCUAGUCGAUGAAUAACACGCCAAGCAUCCAUUUAACCUAGACAGUUAACAAAAACAACUAUAACAAAUCGAAAAAGGAAGUUCGAACGAGAACUCAGUCUUGCUCCAAAUUCCUUACACAAUCAUUAACUAAACAACGAAGGGAAGCAACAUUUGGUGCCAACAUUAAAUCUUCAAAAACAAAAAUUUCUUCAUAUUCGACGCAUAAAACAUAAGGUCUCGUACCAGACACAGAUAGCCUGACAACCUCAAAGGAAACAACACCUCUAGGAACUGGUUUUCCCUAAAUGACAGGCAAUAACCUGUCGGAAAAGUACAGCGAAAAAUUUCAGAAAGAAAACGCUCACUCACCAUAAAAUAAGAACAAAUUUGAAUAACCUCAACGACAUUCUCAACCCCCACAUCAAACUACGACCAGCACCAGAAAAGAAACCUAAAAGCAAGUCAGUAGACAAUCUAUCUGAAAGAGAGGGGGUAAUUGUCUUGGAAAACAAUUGUCAUUCUGAAAUUUGAAUGAUGCAAAACGCCCACUAACUGUAGUUAACCGAACAGAACCAACCUCAUCUAAGAACCUAGAAAAAUUAAUUAACUGUAAUACAAUUAUGUAAUACAUCGUCAAAGUGCUACAAUAUCCAGCAAAGUUCAGUUCCUUUUAUUGAGACAGUGUUCCAAAAUAGUUCUUAGCGUUCUGCUACUGCAACCUUUUCUUUGACUUCAGACAGAGUCCUUUGCUUCACAGGCUUCGCACAAUGAUGGCAGGUUUUAUGUCGACGGCUUGAAGGUUCAGGUUCAGGUAAUGGCUGAGGAGAAAGCUGGAGAGGGUUGUUGUGGGACCGAGGAACUGAAUACCUCAAUAUACAGUGACAAAGAACACAAAACACGAUGAAAUUGGUUGUAGACAGGCCAAGAGCGGUGAAAGCAACAUACUCGUCGUAGGAGGAGUCAAACGUUUCCUCAAUCUGGUCAAUAAGACUAUCUGCCUUUCGCCUUACAGCACUAAGCUGAUUAUCGUAGAGUUGAAAUUUUUCAUCCAGGUCAUUAAUCAACAUGCGAUUAACUUUAACAGGAGGCAGGAUUGCAAGAGACUCGUGAUGCAACUGCAAUGGAGUUAAGCCUUCUGAACUGGGGUCCCAUUGAACAUAAGUAAUCGUAGAGGUUGAAAACACAGGUAAUGAUGCCAAAAGAUGCUUGGGACAAGUGGCUAAGCUAGCCUUCAUUCCAACAAAGCCAAAUUUUUUAUGGAAAGUUGUACACUGCCAAGGUAGAAACAGACAACAAGCCACCGGUAUUUAACGUUAACGUUCCAGAAGUUGUGGACAGAAAAUAUCUGCCACCAAGAUGGAUCAGCGGAUGUAUGUGGUCACAGUUUGGAGCGGGUUGAUUAUUCCUCAGGAACGAAAGUUUCAGAUCUGAUUCCAAGCAAAACCUAA